AAUUUAACCUGAUUAUUGCAAUUGCGUUCCAAAAUUUAUCAAAAUUCGAUUACGUAAUGUUUACUGUGCUUUAUAGCCAUUCUACAAUGUGCUCUUUGUUUCUUGUUUCUUACGGUUUGUCUCUGUCUGUCUUUUGCCUUUUGGUCAAAAAGGUAAGAGACAAAAAAUAAGAAACAGGAAACAAAAAGCACAUUGUAGAAUAAGCUUCAAACACGUGAGACAAUUAAAAGUACGGAAAACACAAAUGGAAAGGGAGAGAUAUAUCCAUAUUAAAGAGAAAGAAAAUAAUUUUAUUAUCUUAGAUAAGUGAAAAGAUACCCUCAAUUACUGAUCAAGAAACAAUUUAUGGCAAUAUUUAAACACAGUAUGGCAGAAGUGGCAGCAAAUUUGAAAUCUGUUUGCGACAAGAUAUCAUAUGCUGCCACGAAGAGAGCAUCGGAGUAUCAAUAUUAUGAACCGCGACUGGUAGCUGUUAGCAAAUUGCAAUCUACUGUCUCAAUAGUAUCUGCAUACGAGGCUGGUCAAAGAAAUUUCGGUGAAAAUUAUGUAAAUGAAUUAGUGGAGAAGGCCUUCAGUCCACUGAUUCUUGAAAAAUGCAAACAAAUUCGAUGGCACUUUAUAGGCAAUUUACAAAGGAAUAAAGUCAACAAAGUUAUAAGUAUACCAAAUUUAUAUAUCAUAGAAACUGUCGAUAGCGACAGACUUGCAAAUGCGCUCAAUAAUUCGUGGCCAAGAUUUCGAAAGAGCAAUGACAGCAAAUUAAAUGUCAUGGUACAAAUUAACACAAGUCAGGAAAAGGAAAAAAAUGGUUGCGACAUUGCACAGGUAUCAACCCUUGUAAAGCAUGUCGUAGAGAAUUGUUCUAAUUUGAAAUUUAUAGGUCUUAUGACAAUAGGAAUGUAUGGAUAUGAUAUUAAGAAUGGAGCCAAUCCUGAUUUUAUUUGUUUACUAAAGUGCAGAGAAAAGAUACAUGACGAAUUGGGAAUUGAUACAAAAGAUAUUGAAUUAUCAAUGGGAAUGUCCAAUGAUUAUGAACAUGCGAUUGAACUUGGCAGUACAAAUGUAAGAGUAGGAAGUGCCAUUUUUGGUGACAGACCACAAAAGAAUAAUUGAAAAGAUAUAAUAUAAUUGAUAUAUUAAAUCAAUUUUGUCUUGAGAAAAAAGGAUGUAUAUCGUGGAAUAGGGAUAUAUUUGUUUAUCUUGACAUCUCAGAUAUGUAUGUAUUAUGAAUAUUCUUUC
Mycetomoellerius zeteki is the source of this 1239-nucleotide messenger RNA. RefSeq names its product proline synthase co-transcribed bacterial homolog protein. NCBI's taxonomy places the organism in Eukaryota, Metazoa, Arthropoda, Insecta, Hymenoptera, Formicidae. The record is from RefSeq and is a predicted model, not a curated record. The transcript has 4 exons. Gene Ontology annotation, cellular component: intracellular anatomical structure. The coding region runs from base 346 to 1113 and encodes 255 amino acids. Gene Ontology annotation, molecular function: pyridoxal phosphate binding.